UUCUCCGAUCAAAUCCUGACUUCAACCCCUUGAAUGAAUGAAUGAAUCCUGAUGACGCUGAUCAUCCAUCCCUGGUUAUUCUCCCCCUUACUAACCACUAAAUGACAACCAAGUUUAAAAUAAUUGUCAAAAAACUUUCAUUGUUAUCAAAUAUGUGACUAUGUGAAACGAUGUACAAAAAGUAUACUAAAAUCUAAAAGUUUUUAUUGAAAUUAAAGUGCUGUUUCUUUCGUUAAUAGAAGGGGCGACCGUAAUUUAACGGUCCCAAACAAAAACUUCAAGAUGACAUUAAUGGACUUUUUCGGAAAUGCAUUUCUUGCAUUUGGACCCCCAUUAGCAAUGUUUACAUUUACGAUUGCUAUAGAACCGAUUAGAAUCAUUAUAUUAAUAGCUAGUUCAUUUUUUUGGUUAUCAUCAUUACUAGUGUCUUCGGUAGUUUGGUUUGCAAUUGUUCCAUUAAGGCCUUAUCUGUCCAUUGGAAUUGUAUACUCCGUCAUUUUUCAGGAAGUAUUCAGGUACCUUCUUUAUAUGCUCCUUCGUAAAGCAGAGAAGGGUUUGGAAAAAGUGACAACAGCUCAUGUUGCCGACAGUAGACAUGUGUUUGCCUACGUUUGUGGACUUGGAUUUGGUUUGAUGAGCGGUGCAUUUGCUCUGGUUAAUGUUUUGGCAGACGCUGCGGGUCCUGCUACAAUGGGACUUCGUCGUGGGAAUGAAUUCUUUUUCAUGGUAUCAUCAUCAACAACACUAUCCUUCAUCCUAUUGCACACAUUUUGGGGAGUUAUUUUCUUCUCUGCUCUUGAUAAUAAAAAUUGGGGACAAAUUGCUUGGGUGAUUUGUUCACAUUUAUUCGUUUCCGGAAUGACACUUCUCAAUGGAAUAGGAUAUCAGGCAAUUAGUAUCACAUCAGCUUAUCUUAUUCUUUUGAUAACCAUGAUAAUUGCCUUUAGAGUCGCAGGUGGUAAGAAACAAAAUUUAAUCAAUUGCUUCAUUAAAAAGUGAAAAGUGGCGUAAGAAAGAAAAUUAAGAACACUACGAGCGUUGAUUGUAUUUCAAGCUCUUUUUCCAAUACGAGAUUCCGAACCAUAUUUUAGAUAAAUAAAACUAGUUAAGUUUAUUAUAUUCAGUUUCUAAUUAUGUUAAAACACGGAGCAAGUUUACUCUCAAUUCUUUUUAAUUGACAUCUUUUAAAAAUAAGAAAGAAAAAGAAAACAAAUCUAUGACAAAAAUACUUAAUUAGAUAGUAAUUUAGUAUCUAAAAUAACGAAAAGACUUUUUUUUAUAACACAAGAGGAUGAAUCUUGUUUUUUAGGAAAUUUAGAAAAAUGCGAACUUGUGAUCUUGUGUCAUAUCUAAUUACACGAAUACACUUUUUCUUUCAACAAUCGCAUUCUUUUUUCGAAACUACAUUUUGAAUUAUAAAAAUUAAUUUAUUUUACAAUUUAGUUAAAUUGUUUUCAAAUAUUGCUGAUGAUACUUGUUUUCGGGAAAUGAUUUUUCUUUGUUAUUUUUCAUAUGUAUGUGAAAUUAUAUUUCUUGCAUUGCAAUUUUUUGAGAUUUUAGCUCAAUUUAAUUUUAGAUGUAUGUAAAAAAAACUAUCGUAAGAAUCAAAAGUCUACAUCAAGUUUAAAAUGUACAGCAAAAAAAAUAUUAUGUACUGUGGUUGUAACUAAGAAUUAAAGAUUUUUUAAGGUA
Molecule: messenger RNA, 1692 nt
Organism: Leptopilina heterotoma
Lineage: Eukaryota; Metazoa; Arthropoda; Insecta; Hymenoptera; Figitidae
Gene: aph-1
Product: gamma-secretase subunit Aph-1
Exons: 2
Coding region: 283-999 (238 amino acids)
Biological process (GO): protein processing; positive regulation of catalytic activity; Notch receptor processing
Cellular component (GO): endoplasmic reticulum; membrane; gamma-secretase complex
Molecular function (GO): protein-macromolecule adaptor activity
Source: RefSeq, a predicted model, not a curated record